AGUUCUCUUCUUUCCAUCGCGAUGGACGCGCUACUUGUCCCGCUAGCCGCUGCGCUCGGGGCUUCCGUCGACCAGAUCAAGCUUGUUUUUUGUCUGCUGGUUGCAUACCCACUCGGAAGCGUCUUCAUUCGAAUACCUGCAUCUCAGCCUAGUCUCAAGCAUCUCUUUAAUGUCCUCGUUUCGGCGUUCUUCUUCAUACCCGUCCUUAACCUUCCAUCGGGGCUCGCCCAGCUGCUGGCAAGCAUCCUUGGGACGUACUUCAUUGCUGCCAACGUCAAAGGACCCAUGAUGCCGUGGAUAGUAUUCGCCUUCGUUAUGGGACACCUUACUAUCAACCAUCUCAUACGUGCAUUUUACGAACUGAGCUAUGAAACAUUUGAAAUUACUGGACCGCAGAUGGUCCUCACGAUGAAACUGACGACAUUUGCUUGGAACGUUUGGGACGGACGACGUCCUGCAGAGGAUUUGGACAAGUGGCAGCUUCAGAAACGCGUCACUAAAUACCCAUCCCUGCUAGAAUUCCUUGGAUUUUCUCUUUACUUCCCAGGCAUUUUGGUCGGGCCAUACAUAGACUACGCUUCGUACUCCUCAUUGAUUGAUGGGUCUCUUUUCAAAGCACACCCCGAGCCCAAGAAAGCUUCAAGAAGAAUCAUUCCUAACGGCAGGAAGCGUGUCGCAUACCGUAAGAUGGUCGUCGGGCUUCUGUUUUUGGGCGCCUUCGUAGUUUUGGGUCCAAAGUUCCAUUUCGGAAUCGCUCUCACCCCUUGGUUCUUGAAUCAGGGUCUCCUGAAACGCAUUGUCAUUUUCCAAUUUUGCGGGUUCAUCGAACGGUGCAAGUUUUAUGCUGUAUGGACGUUGACCGAGGGGGCUAGCAUUCUGACUGGUCAUGGAUUCACUGGAUAUGGUCCAUCAGGAGAGUCACUUUGGGAAGGAGCAGCCAACGUCAAGAUUCAAACCAUCGAGCUCCCUCCCAACUUCAAGGUUUUACUCGAUUCGUGGAACAUUAACACGAACGUCUGGCUCAGAGAGUGCAUCUACAAACGUGUCACUCCGAAGGGCAAGAAGCCUGGUUUUAGAAGCAGUAUGUUAACGUUCUUGACCAGCGCUUUCUGGCACGGUAUCGCACCCGGCUACUACUUAACCUUCCUCUUUGGCGGCUUUAUCACCGCCGCUGCACGUCGCUGCCGUUCCGGAUUCCGUCCCCUUGUUCUUCCAUCGCUAGGAGCUCCAACAACGACAGCCAAACGUGUAUAUGACCUCAUCGGCAGCAUUGCAUCCAUCCUACUCCUUAAUUACGCCGCCACACCGUUCAUGCUCCUCACACUGACAUAUUCGUUGGAGGCAUGGCGUCGACUGCACUGGUACGGUUUCUGGAUGGUCGGCUCUGCACUCGCAUUCUUUUAUUCUGGAGGAUCGAAGUAUUUGCAGCGAUUGCAGAAGCAACAGGCGAAGGCGAACCCGGCUGUGGUGGCCGAGGCGAACAAGACGAUGCCACAGACGCCUGGACCAAUGGUUGUUCCGCCUUUGGAGGGAGCAGUAGAUGUGGCUUUGGUCAAAUCUUAAGGCUAAUAGAUAAUAGAUAAGGGAGUAUGUUUCUUCCAUGUUGGAUUGUCUCUUAUCGGGUGUAAAUUAUGUGGCGACCAUCUUGAUGAUCAUGAAUUGGUUCAGUACUGGGUUUCACAGGUUGUUUGUUUCAUGUUCAUCAUCCGAAGUACAGAUCCCUCCCUUGCUGUGAUGAAUAUUUGCUGUGUUCAGGUAAACAGCUCAACUUACCACGCCCGGCUGAUCUUUCAG
Messenger RNA from Pisolithus orientalis, 1794 nucleotides. RefSeq names its product MBOAT, membrane-bound O-acyltransferase family-domain-containing protein. Gene Ontology annotation, molecular function: 1-acylglycerophosphocholine O-acyltransferase activity; 1-acylglycerol-3-phosphate O-acyltransferase activity. The coding region runs from base 22 to 1563 and encodes 513 amino acids. Gene Ontology annotation, biological process: glycerophospholipid biosynthetic process; lipid modification. The record is from RefSeq and is a predicted model, not a curated record. Gene Ontology annotation, cellular component: membrane; endoplasmic reticulum. NCBI's taxonomy places the organism in Eukaryota, Fungi, Basidiomycota, Agaricomycetes, Boletales, Pisolithaceae. The transcript has 9 exons.